CGCGUCCAGUCUUCUCGCCUGUCCUGUCCCUGUCCGGACUGAGAGAUUCUAGCUAGGAUCGUCCCGGAGGAGAAGUUCUCGCGAGGAUCUUUCAAAGGGGGGGCUCUUUCUCCCGCCGUCUGCCUCAGUGCGCCUCACCGUGCUCCCGCACUUGAGCGCAGUGUGUCACCUCACUGUAUCCUCGCCGGAAGGGAAGAAGAAGAAGAUGGACGGCGACGGUGACAUGAUCCCAUCUUCGCCCUCCGCGGAGACAUCGCCCUCCUCGUCCGAUGUCGCCACCGAGUCCACUGGGUCGUUCUUUCGUGACCGGAGCACGACGCUGGGGACGCUGAUGGGCGUGUCCCUCGCCGACGAGGAGCCGGGGCAGGUGCAGGACAACCAGCCGGGGCGGGAUGCAGGGGAGGAGAUGGAGACUCCGCGCGCUCCGGCGCACGAGGAGGAAGGGUGGAGGUGGCGCCGCAGGUGGAGGCGCCGGCGCUGGCGCAGCGCCGGCGGCGGCUGGUGGAGGCUGUGCAGGGACGACGCCCGCGCGCCCACGUCGCUGGGCCACUUCCUGGACAUGGAGAGGCAGCUCACCGGCGCCGGGCUGCUGUACGGCGACGGCGCGGGGGAGAGGGACGCGACCGCGGUCUCGCCCGUGUCCGAGAACGACGGCAGGGUGCGGCCGUCGGCGGCGGAGGAAAGCGGGGGGUGGAAGCUGCGGAGGCCGGCGCAGGGGACCUCGUUGUCAUCGCUGGCGAGGCUGCCGGUGCUGCUCACCGCCAUCUGCAGCGGUGGAGCCGCAUGAUCGGGGUGGAGAGUGGUUCAUGGGAUGGGUGAAAUCCGCAAUUUUGUCACUUGUUCAGUUAUUUGUCACUUUCCGUUUGUAAUCAAGCCAAACUGAUCGGCGUCGAACACCUCGUGUUAUCUUGGGAGGGCAUCUGUUUUUUUUUUUUGAAAAGCCAUCUGAUGAAUUUGUUCGAUAGCUGAAGA
Molecule: messenger RNA, 972 nt
Organism: Panicum virgatum (switchgrass)
Lineage: Eukaryota; Viridiplantae; Streptophyta; Magnoliopsida; Poales; Poaceae
Exons: 2
Coding region: 206-787 (193 amino acids)
Source: RefSeq, a predicted model, not a curated record